Molecule: messenger RNA, 381 nt
Organism: Dermacentor silvarum
Lineage: Eukaryota; Metazoa; Arthropoda; Arachnida; Ixodida; Ixodidae
Product: evasin P1181-like
Exons: 5
Coding region: 37-357 (106 amino acids)
Biological process (GO): negative regulation of chemokine activity
Molecular function (GO): C-C chemokine binding
Source: RefSeq, a predicted model, not a curated record
CCCGCAUCACCACUUCCUCCAUCAGUAGAACACGAUAUGGCCAAGGCAAGCUUGUGGGCAGUCCUUCUUUUGAUUAGCGCUUCCAAUCUGGCACAUGGCACGGAACAAGCGGUUGGAAACGUAUGUACUGAAGAGAAAUUGCAAACCGCUGGUGGAGAGAAACCGGUUGGCUGCGAACAUCAAUGCACAAAUCCCAACCUGGGUCAAUCUGGCAGUACUUCUGGAGAGUGCAUUAAUACUUCUCCAGAAGCAGUAAAGUAUAUGACGGCUGGUGUCAACCACACGUGCACUUUAGGCCUUUGUGGCUCGAAUAUGAAAUGCGAACCGUCUGGCCUAUAUAUCGCUUGUUGGAAGUGAGCUUCAAGAAGAUCAACAUGAAUA